AUGUUCAACAGCUUCAAUAAUCCACGGCAGCGCUCUCCUUCUCAUUCUUUCUCCCAUCCGGUUCCGCUCCGUCCUCAAGACUACUACCUCCCCAAUUCUGCGUCGGAUUCCCCUGCUCUCGACCCAUCGGGCACCUCCUCUCGCCAUCUUGCCCGUGAACACUCGCGCCACGAUUACUACUCCCAGCACUCCGACCAGGUAUACCGUAGCGUGCGACAUAAUGCCGCCACGAAUUACGACGCUCGCCAUUCCUUCUCCCAGUCCAGCGCCUUCUCCCAGUCUUAUAACCGUCACGUCGGCACGUCAGACUUGCAUAUCUCCUCUAGCAUCUCAUAUCAUGCCCAACAUUCUCACAACGCGUUGCCACCGGUCUACACCAACAUGGACCACCUCAAGCGGAAUGAACCGUCAACUGUCGUCGAUAAUUAUUCACUAGCCCCUCACCCUUCGGAAUUCGCCUCCGAGUCUCCCUUGUCAGCAAUCCCGGGGCCUCCGUCGGAGCACUCGGACUCGGAUUUCUGGUCGACUGAAACGCCAGACGCUCCAGCUGCAGAACCAUCCAAGCCUAGAAAGGCGCGACGAGAGAAGCCCCGUAUCGCACUCGCGCCUGACCAACCACCAACAACCCAGGGCAAACCUCGUGCGCGAGUCUACGUAGCGUGCGUUCAGUGUCGCACCCGAAAGAUACGUUGCGAUGGCGCAAAGCCGGUCUGCCACAAUUGUGGCCGCAGAUCAAAUGGCAAUAAUGAAUGCGACUACGACCCGGUUCCCAAGCGCCGUGGCCCAGACAAAAUACCAGGCGCUCGUCAGCGCAUGGCAAGAGAUCUUAUGAACGAAAUUGAUAACGGCCUCCCCCAACGACGCCGCCGUCGAACCAGUGAUAAUUCGAGUUCACACUCCAACGAAACAACUCAUCACCAAAUGCCAAUGCAGCACCCCAGUACUAGUGCCACGGACUCCCCUCAGAAUCGCAGGCCCGGUUCAGAUAGCUCUAUUCCCCUCACCCUACAUUCAUCUGGUGAUAAUUCUAGCACCAGUGAAUUUGUACCUCUUCCAAACUAUUCGCGUUCUUCAUAUACUCCAUGCGGAUGUCAUGGCCUCAGCCAAUGCCCAGAGCUUUUGGGUGUGUGGGAGGUUUGA
Cyclocybe aegerita is the source of this 1140-nucleotide messenger RNA. The record is from the annotation of a GenBank genome assembly. NCBI's taxonomy places the organism in Eukaryota, Fungi, Basidiomycota, Agaricomycetes, Agaricales, Hemipholiotaceae.